Molecule: messenger RNA, 2138 nt
Organism: Nelumbo nucifera (sacred lotus)
Lineage: Eukaryota; Viridiplantae; Streptophyta; Magnoliopsida; Proteales; Nelumbonaceae
Product: O-fucosyltransferase family protein
Source: RefSeq, a predicted model, not a curated record
AUCUGACCCGAAGAACUCAAAACUCAAGAACAGUAGCAGUAACAUAACCACACAAAAGCAAGAAUUCAGUCCAAAGCGAGAGAUGGUGGAGUUACGGCAUUCGAGCUCGAUGGGAACCCGUGCAUCGUCGUCUCCGAUGAAGCGCGAAGAAGACACAACACCUCUGGUACUUAAAAACCAGGCGGACGAUGACGAGGACGACCAUGAUCGUCACUCCAGAGAUCGAGACAGACCAUUCUGUCUCGGUCUUCAAUCUCUCUUUCCGUAUUUUAGUGAUGAAACGAGGGUUUCUCUGCAACACUCCAAGAUCUCACUUGCGGUGCUCCCAUUAAUUCUCAUUGCUGGAUUGAUCUCCAUCCCUUCCAUCUGGAACCGAUUGAAUGCUCCAUAUUUGUGUAGAAAAGAUGGUAUCGUCCUCCACUGCCCACGUGUAAAAGAGGCACCUUCACUUUGGGAGAAUCCUUAUUCAGCCACCACCUCCUGGAAACCAUGUGCCGAGCGACGUGAUGGUGGAAUCUCAGAUCUUCCUCCAGAGAAUGAAACAACUGGUUAUAUUUUUAUCCAUGCAGAAGGUGGUCUAAAUCAGCAAAGAAUUGCGAUAUGUAAUGCUGUGGCUGUGGCUAAAAUUAUGAAUGCCACCCUUAUUUUGCCAUUGCUAAAGCAGGACCAGAUCUGGAAAGAUCAAACGAAAUUUGAGGACAUCUUUGAUGUAGAUCAUUUCAUUGACUAUUUAAAGGAUGACGUUCGAAUUGUUCGUGACAUCCCGGAUUGGUUUCCUGACAAAUCAGAGUUAUUCACAAGUAUAAGGCGUACAGUUAAAAACAUACCAAAAUAUGCCUCAGCACAAUUCUAUAUUGAUAAUGUUCUGCCCCGGAUUAAGGAGAAGAAGAUAAUGGCUCUAAAACCUUUUGUUGAUCGGCUUGGGUAUGAUAAUGUUCCACCAGAGAUCAACAGGCUAAGGUGCAGAGUAAAUUAUCAUGCUUUGAAGUUCCUACCAGAGAUUGAGCAGAUGGCUGAUCAAUUGGCCUCAAGAAUGAGAAACCGUACAGGCAGUUCAAAUCCUUACAUGGCCCUUCAUUUGAGGUUUGAGAAGGGGAUGGUAGGUCUAUCCUUCUGUGAUUUUGUUGGAACAAGAGAGGAAAAGGCUAGGAUGGCAGAAUAUAGAAAGAAAGAAUGGCCUCGACGGUACAAGAAUGGAUCCCAUCUUUGGCAGUUGGCACUGCAGAAACGGAAGGAAGGCCGAUGCCCUCUUGAACCUGGGGAAGUGGCAGUUAUUCUUCGAGCCAUGGGCUACCCCAAAGAAACACAAAUAUAUGUUGCUUCUGGACAGGUCUAUGGUGGACAGAACCGGAUGGCACCACUCAGGCACAUGUUCCCGAAUCUGGUCACCAAAGAAGAAUUGGCAAGCAAAGAGGAAUUGGAUGGUUUCAGAAAGCAUGUGACAAGCCUGGCAGCCCUCGACUUCUUGGUCUGCUUGAAGUCAGACGUGUUUGUGAUGACCCAUGGAGGCAACUUUGCAAAGCUGAUAAUUGGGGCUCGCAGGUACAUGGGGCACAGGCUGAAGUCCAUCAAACCAGAUAAGGGGCUCAUGUCCAAAUCUUUUGGGGACCCCUACAUGGGCUGGGCCACUUUUGUGGAGGAUGUGAUUAUCACCCACCAGACACGUACGGGAUUGCCUGAGGAGACCUUCCCCAACUAUGACCUGUGGGAGAACCCUCUUACUCCUUGCAUGUGUAAAGCAUGAUCACAUAAAGCAUGCAAUAUUGUGGUUUCUGAGUUGAAGUUUCAGACAGUGACUUCAUUAGAGGGAAUAUUUCUUCUCCAAGAAUCACGAGGGAUGAUCGUAAAAAAUUCAAAAGUUUUGUUCCGAGCAAGAAAUCAACUAAUGUACUUGAGGCGAAAAACUGAUCAUCAUCUUUGUCUGAGACAUGGUGCCUGAGGAGCAGGUGAGGUGCCGAUUUUUUAAUGACCAUCUGAUUGUGAACAUGUUAUUACGGAUAAUUUUGUUGCUCUCUGGAAAGCACUAAAUGACUUUCUAUGUAUUAUUUUGAUGAAUGGGUAUCAUGUAUAAAAUUAGGGUAUUCAAAAAUCGAAAGCAGUUGAGGUCUCUUUCAUCCAGAGUGUCCUUGGUUUGAUCA